AUGGCACUAGGCCAUUCCUAUGAAGCGACGCGUGAUUUUUGCAUUGCUCUGAGAAAUGAUUUGAGAAAAGUAAUGAUCUUUAUUUUUCAACGCUUUUAAAAGCACUGUAUAUACAUACCCAGUUAUGAUGACAAAUCUACAUAAACACAAUCAAUGACACAUUAUAACUCAAUAAAAAAAGCCGAAGUGAACUUAUAUGUAUAGUUCAAAAGCAACGAUGUUGACAGAUGACAUGUUGUAGAUAAAGCACAGGCAAUCCAAGCAAAUUUCAACCAUUACAAAAUAUAGUUUUGAGGUAUGUUAAUUUACUGGAAUUGUACAAUUUCCUUAAUAGAAUACUCCCUGGUACACUCUGAAAACACCCUGGUUAAAAAUGUCAUGAUUAAUCUAAAAUUAACACUUAAAUUAUGCAUGAUCUAAAAUUAAUCUAAAAUUAACAUACUUCAAAUUUACCGGUUAAAGGGAUACGGCAAUAUAUAUUUUUAUUAUUUCAUUUGGAAGAACUUUUAAAAUUAUAUGUUAAUAUCUUUUACCGAUUUUGCAUAACUUUAUUAUUUCUUGAGAUAUUUGAACAGAAAAAAAUCACAAAUCAGCGAGUUUUCCGCCAUAUUGGAUUUUGGCGGAUAUGCAUGUGACAUCAUAAGCAGGGUCACGCAAGAAUUUUAUCCAUAGAGCAAUUGGUUAUUAUGAGCCCAAAAUCAUAUACUUUAGUAACUAUUUGAAAUAAAAAACUGUCUGACGACUUUUCAAACCAGACAUAAUGUUAUUGCUGGCGCAGGCAGCUUCCUAUUCUUGUGAUUUGUUCCCAGACCUCUUUACCGAGCUAUAUGAAUGCGACAAUGAUUUGGAUUCAGCAAUGUUUGGAUGUUCAGUUUUAUGACGUUUUGUGACGUAGAAGAUAUUCGACGGGUCUUUACGGAAGCUACCGGCUGCUCUUCGGGACUUGCCAAGAUUUAGCACGAGGGCGAAACUUACAAGUUGGCAAGUAUUUAGCAAAUAUUGCGACUUUUAAGAAUUAUAUCUUCUUGUAAAGUCAUUUAUUAAGGUAAGAUUAAAGUAUUAUCUACGAUCCUUUUAGUUUAAGAAGAAUUUUCAGGAGAUUUGACGAUUUGUUCUUCUAUUUAUAUAUAGGCUCGCGUUUGAUUUUAUAAAUCUGACAGUGCAUAUUUGGUGUAAUUGGGAAUCAUAAUUGUGUUCACGCUUGUAGCUGAUCAAUAUAUUGAUCAGACACUUUGCGUGUUGGUCACGGUGUGGCAACAGGCAACUCAAAUGAAAUUUACAUCAAUUGUAAACAAGCAAACAGAAACAAACGAGAGCCAAUUGCCAUCAAAACAAACGAGAGCCAUUGUACGAAGGUAUCACGUGACUCAGAGCUACAGUAUAUCAUAUAUAAAACUGCAAAUUAUACAGGGUGCUUUUAACAUAAUUUCCAUAUUCUUUCCAUGUAUAUAAUCUCACGAUUGCUUAAUAAAUCUGGUAGGCCUAUGUGGCUGCAGUGCUUUUUGUCUCUGGUCUGCAAUGACAAUGACAUGCUUUUAAAAAGGUUUAUUUAUAAAAAGGUGACUGCACUUUGUGAGUUCUUAUAUAUUAUCAUAUAGUGUUGAUUUAUUAGUAAUAAAUCUGUGUAUAUAACAUAGGUAUAUAAAUUAAUAUAACGCAGCAAAUGCGCGCCAAGCAGUAUAAAUGCGGCUGAAAUAGGAUAUUAAAAUCUUGAAUGUGCCGUAUGAUUUAAGUACUGUUUAAUAAACGAGCAGGAGUGUUUUAUUAGGUUUAAAGACACGAGCGCGCAGCGCGAGUGGCUUUAGACCUAAUAAAACACGACCUGCGAGUUUAUUAAACGGCUUCAAACACGACUACAAAUUCAAUAGAUAUACCGCCUUAUUUGUAUUCUUUAUAUAAAAAAUACUAAUGAGGACACGACAACAGUAGAUACUGCCUUAUUAGUAUUCUUUAUAUACAGAAUACUAAUUAGGAGUGUUUUAUCAGGUUUAAAGCCACUGCACGUGACAUAUUAUAGUUGACAUGAUUUGCCCAUAAGCUUAUGAAUUAUUAAUGAGUGUUUGAAUUAUGUUUUAGGAUUUAAAGCCUUUAAAAAUGCUUUGUCAUUUGUAUUUGUAUGCCUACUUGUACUUGUACUGCAUCACAACGCAGUGCGUAAGUGAACAGAUUCCACAUGUGAGGUUGUCUUGUAUAUAUUUUUGCCUUCUUUGAUAAACAUUAUUAAUUAAACACGCAAAUUUAGUGAGACGCACACUCACACAUGUUAAAUGUCACCUGCAUGUCAUCGUCAUUGCCCUUUAACCCGUGGUCUAAAUCAUAUGAUUAUUAAAGCGGGGCCGUUUUGACUUUGGGCAUUUUUGACCUAGCACCGUAUUUGUGGGCAAAUUGUCUAUACAAUUUUAUAUACUAGAUAUCACAGCCAUACCUGCCAUUUUGAUCUUUUCCUCGCGUUAGAUAAGUUGAUAAGUACACUCAUUCUUGUUAGCCAUCGUACCUGUUCGGCUGUUCCUCUUUCGAUACAAAACUUCGAGCGCCGAGUUAUCAUACGGCACAUUCAAGUGUAUAAAUUAUGGAUGAUUCCAAUUCAUUACGAAUAUUUCUUACUCUUAUUCUUUAAAAUAUUAAGAGGCAAUUUUUUGUCAAUGUCACGUAUUUGCAAUGAAAAGUGUUCAAAACCUAGAAUCUUUUUGGCGUUCCUCUCAAAAUUACUUUGUUUUAGCUCUAUUCUCUACAGUUUAUAGAGUUAGCUACCUUUUUAAAUGCGUCUGCCGGUUGAGAAACAUACAAUAAUAGUUAAAAAUUGCCAAUUAAAAUACAAUUAUCAAUGAUGCCUUAAAAUUGACGCUAUAUUUACAGCCAUUUAAGGCAAAACGUACUGAACUUCAGACAUCAUUUUCUCUUUGGCGUAUCAUCUAAAAUCUCUUCAUUUUAGCAUUAUUUUACAGAUAAAGCACUAAACAUACUUUUUAAGGUUUUUUUCACCGAUUGAGAAACGUAUCGAAAAAUAAAAAUUUUGAUUUUAGUCAUAAUCUCAUGUGGUAUAUUAUACGCAUUAGUUUUGAGCGCGUGUUACGUAACAUACAAAAAAUCUCAUUUAAAGAUUUGGGAACAAUGCUAUACCAAGGCAGCAUUCACUACCCUGUGGGUAAACUAGUUUGGUCAUUUAGAUCUAGUUUUUCUGGCUAACCCUGCUUAUGACGUCACUAAAAUCACCGAUAAUGAGAUAAAAAUUAAUCCAAGAUGGCGGACAGCAAAUUAUUUUAAAUCAAAAUAUUUCAAGAAAUAAUAAAGUUACGCAAAAUCGGUAAAGGAGAUUAACAUAUAAUUUUAAAAGUUCUUUAAAAUGAAAUAAUAAAAAAAAAUAUUGCCGUAUCCCUUUAAGUUAACCACGGUCCUGCAUGGCUAAUUUAACCAGGAUUCCACCCCCGAGAAUAUGCUAAUUAAAGUUUAGUGCAUAUUUUCCCCUUUAUACCCCAGGUAUAGAACUCGCAUGAAAUAAUCACUGUGUCAAAUACUUUUUCAGUCAUCGCCACGUGCUCAUGGUGUAAGAGUGAACUGCAUAUGUCCGGCUGGUGUUUACACUGACAUGGUAACGGGCAUCCUUAAUUCUGUAUGGGAAGGAAGGUACAAACCUCCUCAGGAUCUUUUCGAUUCCAUGCCGAAAACUCACGAAGCGGCCCUGAAGAUCUACUUGAAGUAUGUUCAUUUGUGUUUGUAGCUUGUAUUGAGUUGGUUUGGGCAUGGCUAAAACACAGGAGUUCUGGGUAUUAUACCGAAUAACUAAUUUUUACAAUUGGGUUAUAAUUAUGUUUAUAAAGAAACCUGUCAAAAGAUAGGAAAAAAAUAUAUUCCCUUGAAAUCUGGGGUUUGUUCCAGUCACGUUUUAUUUGCUUGAUAAAAUAGUGACCCCGGGACAUUGUUUAAUGAUCGAGCUUUCCUGGGAAAAGCCAUAGUUUUGUUUAUACGUUUUCUCCAGAACUCAAUACAAUGCAAACCCACGUCCUGGACAAAACCUUGACUGCGUCCUGACGGUAUUACGUCACACGAAAAUCAUUUCCGGUCAAGGUCCUGGACGGCAAUAUUCUCGAUGCUUAAGGUCUCUAAUAUAAUUAAAAGUGCGCACGGGUAGAAAUUGUUUUGACCCAAUUCGCAAGCGCGACAAGAUUGGACUCUCCUGAGGAAAAUAACCAUACAAAAUGUUUUUAACCCUGUGCAUUUUACCUGCGUUUUUUUAUUUUGUUUCCAUCAAAUGAAGAGUCCUGAAAUUAGUUACCUCAAAUGAAGGCAAUUUCUCACCCUAGUGCAUGCUCCCCAGUGAUUUACUCUAAUUUGUUAAUUGGCAACGUAAAUAAGGAUAACUGAUUGAUGGUAUUAAAAGCCAUUAUAAAACUGUUCUAGCCAUGCACCUUUAAAAGUUAUGUUAGUCAUUGAACAUGGAUUAAAUCUAAUUUACCAUACUUUUAUUUAUGAUAUGGGAUGUCAUGUCACAACCUCAAAUUCGAACUGAACCACGGAUCCCGUCAUCGGAGCUAGCCCUAUAGACCUUGGCUUCGCCCGGAAUAAUCGGCUUGGACUUAAAAUCUGGCCUAGUUCUCAUUUUCAGUUUUGAAAUAUUGGAUUUCAUACCGUUUUUAAUUCUGACGAAUGCUACACCUUCUUUCCUAGACCGUCAGACGUUGUCAAUGAAGUGAUGAAACUCAUAAAUGACGAGUCAAAAAAUGGUCAAGUGUUAUUAAUCACAAAAGAUCCAGAGGGUCCCAUGCAGGUGAAGGUUGAAAACAUCGAGUUAAAAUAACUGACGUUAUGUACACUUAUUAUCAAGUUUGAAAUGCUUAAUGUUCGCCAAUAGAAUCCAUCUUCUUAGAACUGCCUCCUGCAAUUUAGUCAGUUUGAUCAUCCUACAGUAAGUCCUUGUUUUUUUCUCUUUAAUAUAAAAAUUGUUCACUG
Molecule: messenger RNA, 4947 nt
Organism: Paramuricea clavata
Lineage: Eukaryota; Metazoa; Cnidaria; Anthozoa; Malacalcyonacea; Plexauridae
Source: the annotation of a GenBank genome assembly